Messenger RNA from Pedinophyceae sp. YPF-701, 6090 nucleotides. Lineage: Eukaryota; Viridiplantae; Chlorophyta; Pedinophyceae. The record is from the annotation of a GenBank genome assembly.
AUGGCGGACGCGAGCUCGGUAUGCGACGAGCCGGAGACGUUCAAUGACGGCGGCGGGAAGGCCCUCGGGCGCUCGGAGCGGGCGACCGUGCAGGACGCGGUAUACGGCGUCCUGUUCACGCUCUCGAAGGAGAAGUACAACACCAGCUGGAAGUUCGCGCUCGCGGACGUGUUUUUGAACUGGGCGCAGCUCAUGCUGCUGCUCCUCCCCCAGGGGAUCUUUCCGUGGGACCUCGGCGGCUUCGGCAAGGUCGCGUUCAACCUCGGCGUCCCGGAGCUCCUGCGCAGCGCCGGCUACGCGGGAUUCAACGUCGUCUUCUACUCCAUGUUCGCCGUCCUUGCCAUCAGCCUUGCACUGUGCGCCUACGUGGCCCAGAACUUCCGCACGAACAAGUUCCCGUACGUCUGGCCGAUCAAGGUCCUGCGCUUCGCCGUGUCCAUCUUCUUCCGCACGUUCUACAUCACCGUGCUCAACGUGUUCGCCAUCGGACCGGACUGCCGCACCGUCGACGGCGCGCUUGCCGCAGACAUAUUUCCGGACAAGAAGUGCAUGGGGUUCCCGCACGGCAUCACCGCGCUCCUGGCCAUCCUCGCCGCCGUCGCGGGGGGGGUCAUCAGCUUCCUGAUGUCCGUCGCGGAGGCCUCCCAGGACCCCCUGACUGAGGAGCUCCUGGGGUCCCCUGACUCAGUGGCCGACGUGCGCUUCUUCUCGGUCAUCACCGUCGUGACCGUCCUCAGCGUCUUCCUCGACCACAACGUCAAGGCGUUCGGGAUCGUCGCGCUCCUCGCCGGGGCGUUCUUCGUCUACCUCAUGUUGCGCAAGGCCCCGUUUUUCAACCCCUGGGUCAACUGCCUGCAAGCGGGGCUCUACGGCACCUUCUUCUGGACCGCGGCCAUCCUCCUCGUCGUCGUCUUCGCGCCCGAGUACAACACCGAGCUCAGCAUGGCGUGGUACAGCGGGCUCAUUCCCGCGGGCGUGCUGUUCGCGGGGCUGAUGCACUGGCGCUGGCGGGCGGCCCAGCGCAUCGCGAAGCGGUUCUUCGACGACCCGGACUACGAGCACUCGUUCGUCGACGAGUACAGCGUGGAGCUCGUGUCCCGCUGCAUGCGCCGUCGCGACCGCUGGGGCAACCUGGAGCCGGGGUGGUUCGAGGCCGGGGGCCGCGUGCUCAAGGCCGGGCUAGCACAGUUCCCGCACUCGACGUACCUGAUGAUCCUGAACGCGAACUACCUGGCGGCGAACAAGAGGACAGCGCCGCUCGCCGCGCAGCAGCUGGCGCAGGUGCGGAAGCGCUGGAGCGAGCUGUCGAUGGGCGACAAGUUCCAGCUGUUCGUGCGCGACCGCGAGAACAAGCAGCGGUCGAAGAGCGGCGGCCAGGACGCGGCGAUGGACCUCGUGUCGUACGUCGAGUUCCAGAACAACUUCACCAAUCUGCUCUCGUCGCACUCCGCCGCGCUCAAGUCCGUCCGGUCCUUCUGGCGGACGCUCCUGCGGCCGGACCUCAAGUUCUCGCACCUCAACACGUCGUUCACGAUGCUCGCCGGCAGAACGACGGCGACCGACAAAAUCUACGAGGGCAUGCUGCAGAGGUACCCGAAGAACGUCAAGCUGCUGCGUUCGUACGGCAAGUUCUGCGAGAGCCUGAAGCACGAUCCGUGGAAGGCGACGCACUACUACAACGAGGCCGACAAGAUCGAGGACAUGCAAGCGGAGGCGGCGCGCGAUGCUAUUUUCGGCGACCCCGAGGGCGGCGACGGCGGCGCCGUGAUGGUCGACGACACCACGGACGCGGUCCUGGUCAUCACCGACACGGGCGUCAUCCUCAUGGCCAACAAGGUCAUGUGUCGUACCUUCGGUUACCAGGUGGGGGAACUGGAGGGCGCGAACGUCAGCAGCCUGAUGCCGCAGCCCUUCUCGGGGCAGCACAACGGCUACCUGCGCAACUACAAGCUCACGGGCAAGUCAAAGGUCAUCGGCAAGGUCCGCGAGGUCAUCGCCUUGCACAAGGACAAGUCGGUGCUUCCCGUCAAGCUAUCCGUCUCCAAGGUGCCGUCCGACGACCCGAACGCGUCGGACGCGUUCAUGGGCGUGAUGCGGCCCGUCGAGGAGGACCUGUCGUGCGGCACCGCCUGGCUCACGACCACGGGAACCUUCCUGGCCACAAACCGGGGCUUUACGGACUGCUUUGGGUACGAUCCCAAGGAGACUGUGAGCCUGCUGCUGUACGAGUUCGCGCCCGCGGACGGCGACUGGGACAUUCACCUCGCGCGGAUCGCGGAGGAGGCGCACGAGAUCACGGACGACGACGAGGAGGGGUUGCAGAAGUAUAAAAAGACGUUCGGGGGGAGUCUGCGGCACAAGUACGCCGCGCUGGACGUGGAGUGCACCGUGACGGUGACGCUCGCCGGCACGCGUGCGCAGCGCAUCCUCGUGACGAAGCUCGUGCCCAGGGUGUCGAAAUCGGGGCUGUUGGUGUUCAACACGUCAGGACACGUGGUGUACGCGAACGCCGUGGCCGAGCAGAUCCUCGAGUACAGGCCGGGGCACCUGAUGGCGCACGACUUCAAGAUCAACAAGCUGCUCGCGGCGCCGCACGCGCAGGUGCACAUGCGUGCGCUCAAGAGCCUGCGCCACAUCACAGCGACGACGGCGCCGUGCUUCUCCGGGCGGCCGACGAUCCUCAUCGGUCGGCACCACAAGCCGCGCGCGGUGACCGUGCGCUGGAAGCCCAUGCGGGACGGCGACGAGACGGUCCUGGUUGCCGUCGUGCACUCGAUGCGGGCGCAGCCGGCGGACGAUUUCUCGCAGGGCGGCGUCGACGAGACGAUCAAUCUCCGCAUGCGCCUGCGCACGAUCGUCACCGAGGACGGCGAGGUCGUGGCCGUGCACGGCGGCACGGGUUACACCUACAAGGUCCCCGGGGGUGUGUUGGGCCUGAACGCCGAGACCAUGGUCGGCCGCUCCGUCGCGAAGUACCUCGACGUCGUCAGCGCCGCUGUGCGGAACGCACAGCUGUACGGCAACGUCGACGAGCAGACUGUCGUCCAGCCUUUCCUCCGGAACCUCGUUACGAAGUCUGGCGAGCUGGGCCUCGCGGCGUGGCGGAUGUCCUUCAAGCCGCACGACGACGACGACGCGGCGCCGAUUCCCGUCAGUCUCGUCGUCACCCCCGUCGACAAGUCGCCCGUCAACGCCAACGCCAUCGUCGCCAACCUCGCGGACCGCCAGCACGCCGACGCGCUGGCGGCCGGCAAGGCCUACGUCCUCGACCUGUGGCGCACCGACCUCCUCGAAGGCCACCUCGAGACAGACAAGGGCUUCUUGAUCCGCCACGCCAACCUCCAUGCCCAACUGAUAACAGGCUUUUCGUCUCCCGCGAUGUUCGGGAAGCCCCUGUCGCUCCUCCUGCCGCAGGGGUCCAGCGGCGCCGCGGGGCAGCUGCGCACGGCGCUCAGCGGCCAGCGCGGCGUCAAGAUCGGGCUCGCGCACGCGGACACUGGGCGAAUCGGCGCGUCGCUGUCAGGGGAUCAGAAAACGUCGAACUCGGGCAAGUAUGUCCUGCUGGUCCGUGCGUUCGGUGAGGACAGCGCGGAGGAGCACGCGGGCGCGGACGGCCUCCGGCGCGUCGAGGCGCUCUUCUCCAAGGACAGCGGUCCCGCGGGCGCCGGCGGAGCGAGGCGCGUCGGCGGCGGCGUGCGCUUCGCGGAGGCGCUCGAGGAGAACCUCUGCGACGACGCGCUCGAGGAUGCGCUCGCGAACUUCGAGAACACCCCUGACGACGACGACGAGCCUGAGUCGGACGAGGAUCCUGAGUCGGUCGACGGCGACGCGGACGCCGCGGAGGCGAAGAGCGACGACGGCGACGCGAGGAGCGAGCAGUACGGCAGCGAGACGCCGUCGCGGGAGAUGAGCGGCGCUGGGAGCGAGGCGGGCGCCAGCGACGUGCACGCGGCCGCCGACUUUUCCCGUGCCAAGCGCUUCCGGCGGCUGGCCCGCAUGCUGCGCGGGGCCAAGGUGCAGGCGAUCGCGGCGAGCCUGCAGUGCCGCGCGCGGCUGCUCCUCGUCGCGCUCUUCCUGGCAUGCUUCGCGUUCAACCUCGUGAACAUUCUGAUGGUCGAACAAUACAAGGAGAGUGUUGUGCUGACGGUGGACACGGGGUCGACCGGCGCCGCGAUCGAGCGCAUCGCGAUCCUCACGCGCGCGAUCCAGUCCGCGCGCGACGGCGAGGGCUGGAGUGUCGCUUCCAAGAUCGAAUUCGAGAUUGACCUUGACCGUUUGAUCGCGGACAUGGAAGACGACCUGCGCAGCGCGUACCUCGCGCCGCGAACGACGGGGCGGCUCUCGGAGGAGUCCCGGCUGCUGUACGAGGUCCCGCAGAUCCCAGCGCAGUGGUUCCGGGACAGCAUUGCGCCUGAGGACUCGGCGGCGUUCUUCGACAACAAGAACGAGACCCGGCUGUACAGCUACCUCGGCCUGGUGCAGAACUACGUCAUGGCUGCGCGCGAGAUGCGGUUCCCGGCGGCGAAGUUCCUCGGCAAGCUGGCGCCCAACUCGCUGCCGUCGCGCGACUCGCGACACUUUGACUUUAUCCAGAAGAACGCGCACGAGGCGAUGCUGCGCGGGUUCCAGGCGCAGCAGGCCGCGCAGGUCGCGGCGCAGGACAAGGACCAAGAGCUGGCCCAGAACCUCUACCUGGCCGCCGCCAUCGUCCUCGGCAUCGGCAUGGUCCCCGCCAUCACGUUCGUCGUCCUCUACAUGUCGAUCAAACUGACGGCAGCGCGCAUCAAGCUCCUGGACGUCUUCCUGAAGGUCCCGCGCCACAUCCUGCUCACGCUCGCCACGCGCGGCGUCGGCCUGGGCGAGGGCGAGCGCGACGAGGACGUCGACUGGCAGCGCUCGGCACUCACCGAGACAGAGAAACGCACCCUCGAGCAAGCCGCCGGGAAGAAGCGCAAGGCGAGGGGCCUGGGCAAGCGCGGCAAGUACGACUUCCUCAAGACGACGCGCAAGCUGCCGAACAGGGACAUCCGCCCGAUGCUCGUCAUCCUGCUCCCCAUGGUGGUGUUGCUUGGGCUGAUCUUGGGUCUCAACAUCGGCUGCAUGGCCCUCAUCCAGGACUCCGGGAGCGCGUCGAACGCGAUGCUCGCGACCGACGAGAUGAGCGACUUCGCGGCGCGGGUCCGGUGGGCCGCGCAGGAGCUCGUGCUGCUAGACCCUGCCGUGCCUGACACCGAGCUAGGCCCCAACGGGCCGCGAUUCAAGGCGCGGGAGUUCCUGAACGCGUCCGCGACGACGCUCGAGCACCGCUGGAACGGCGUGGUCUUCGGCGACGACGCGCUCGACACCGAGGGGCAGGUGAUCCACAAGAAGAAUUUCCAGUCGCUGCUAUUCGGGGAGUCCUGUCUGCGGGCGAACGCGAGCUCGUGUCUCGCGACCGACCACCCGUUCUACGAGGCCGCGAACCAGGGCCUCGACGCCGCCGUCCGGGCGUACGUCGGCGCCGCCCGCCUGCUCGGAAACGACCUCCAGGCGUCGCACCCCGACGUUGGCGAGCGCAUGAAAUCCGUCUACUUCCGGCUGCUGUGGGAGCUCGGGCGCAGCGACCUCGUGGACGGCAUCGACAGCGCCGUGCGCCUGUUCCGGCAGGUCAGCGACGAGGAGAUCAUCGUCGUGCAGAUCGUGACGGCAAUCAGCAUUUUGCUGGUUCUCCUGACGGUGUGCGUGUACACCUGGAUGCUGCGGCCGUUCACGCAGCUGGCCGCGAUGGAGGCCGUGCAUGUCGCGGAGCUGCUGUCGGAGCUGCCGAUGGAGAUGGGCGUCGAAGGCAUGCUGCGCGCGGUCGCCGACAUUCAGGACGUGUCCGACGGGACGCAGAUGCCGCUGUGGCGCCGCGGGCUGAAGGGCCUGCGGCAGCGCGUGAUCCGGUGCGCGCUCGGGACGCCGCUGUACGUCGAGCUCGAGGACCAGAUCCGCGAGGUGCAGGACAGGCUCGCAGAGCAGGAAGACAAGUCUCUUCUCGCUGGGAACCGCUGGGUCGAACAGAGUGCCUUCCCGAGCGGCGGGAAGGCCCGCCUGAAGAAGAAGGUCUGA